AUGCUGACGAACACUAAAUUCGUGCAGCAAUAUCAGCUGAAGUUGGCUAGUACGUUCUCCCCACCCCACCAUUUGAAUAUAAUUUUUUUGAAAAUUUUUCGUCGUCAAGCCGCCAAAGUGGAGAGUGUGGUUGCAGAAGGGGGCGCUUCUCGUUUCAGUGCUUCUUCGGGUGGAGGGGGAGGUCGGGGUGCACCUCAGCACUAUCCCAAGACUGUCGGAAACAGCGAGUGCCUGGGGAAAGCCCCUGGGCCUAGCGUUCAGAAAUGGGUUCCUUCACGAAGCACUAGACGAGAUGUCAACUCCUCCAAUGAAAAAGAGCGACACGAUGCAAUCUUUAGGAAAGUAAGAGGCAUACUUAAUAAACUUACCCCUGACAAGUUUGACAAGCUAUGCCUUGAACUCCUGAAUGUGGGUGUAGAUUCUAAACUCGUCCUAAAGGGAAUCAUCCUGCUGAUUGUAGACAAAGCCCUAGAAGAGCCCAAAUAUAGUUCGCUAUAUGCUCAGCUAUGUCUGCGCUUGGCAGAAGAUGCACCCAACUUUGACGGCCCCUCACUUGAGAUCCAACCCAAGCACAAGCAGAGCACGACUUUCAGGCGACUUCUGAUAUCAAAGCUUCAAGAUGAAUUUGAAAACCGUGCCAGAAAUGUUGAAGUCUAUGACAAACAUGACAACCCUCUUACUUCUGAGGAAGAGGAGCAGCGUGCAAUUGCCAAGAUCAAGAUGCUGGGCAACAUCAAAUUCAUUGGAGAACUUGGCAAACUCGACCUCAUCCAUGAAUCUAUCCUUCAUAAGUGCAUUAAAACACUUUUGGAAAAGAAGAAGAGAGUCAAGCUUAAGGAUAUGGGGGAGGAUUUGGAGUGCCUCUGUCAGAUAAUGAGAACAGUGGGGCCUAGACUAGAUCACGAAAAAGCCAGGUCUUUGAUGGAUCAGUACUUUAGCCGGAUGCGAUCCUUAAUGAACAACAAGGAGCUGCCAGCUAGAAUCCGUUUCCUGCUGCAAGACACUGUGGAGCUGAGAGAAAACAACUGGGUUCCUCGCAAAGCUUUCCUGGACAACGGACCAAAGACCCUUAACCAGAUCCGUCAGGAGGCUGUGAAAGAUUUGGGUGUAUUUAUUCCCGGAAUGAGCCAGGGAAUGAGGCCGGACUUCUUUCUGGAAGGACCUUUCAUGCCAGCCCGGAUUAAAAUGGACCGGGAAACUCUGGGGGGGUUGGCUGAUAUGUUUGGCCAGAUGCCAGGCAGUGGGAUUGGCACCGGGCCAGGGGUCAUUCAGGACCGAUAUUCACCCACCAUGGGACGGCACCGCUCCAGCCCGCUCUUUAACGGCCACAGUGGGCACAACACCACCCCCGUACCCCAAUCCCAGUUCGACAUGGGGGGCAAGCCUUUCAUCAAGUCCUCCCAGGGACAGAACCUGCAUUACCACACCCAGAACCUGAACCAUUCAUCCCAACAACAGCAGCAGCAGCAGCAGCAGCAGCAGCAGCAAGCUAAGGACAUGCCCCCACGCUUCAUUAAGAAAAGCCAGCUCAACUCUGACGAGAUCAGUCUGAGGCCGGCGCAGUCAUUUCUGCUAAAUAAAAACCAAGUGCCAAAACUGCAGCCUCAGAUCCCCACCAUGAUCCCUCCCAGCGCCCAGCCACCUCGGACACAGACUCCGCCCCUGGGACAGCCUCCUCAGCUUGGCCUCAAAACCAAUCCCCCUCCAAUCCAGGAGAAACCGCCAAAGACCACCAAGAAACCACCACCUGCCAAGGAGGAGCUUCUUAAGAUGACCGAGGCCAUAGUGACUGAGUACCUGAACAGCGGGGACCUGGGGGCGGCGGUGAGUGCCAUGCGUGAGAUGAAGGCUCCCAAGCACUUUGUGCCUGAGAUGCUGAGCAAGAUGGUGGUGUGCUCCCUGGACCGCUCGGACCAAGACAGGGAGCAGGCCAGCACGCUGAUCCAUACGCUGCGCACGGAGGGCCUCGUCACCGGCGACAACUUCAUCCAGGCCUUCCAGAAGGUUCUGGACCAGUGCGCCAAGAUCGAGGUGGAUGUUCCGCUGGUGAAGUCCUACCUGGCGCAGUUUGCGGCUCGGGCCAUCUUGGCGGAGCUGGUGAGCGUGGCCGAACUGGCCCAGCCCCUGGAGAACGGCGCUCACUUCCCCCUGUUCCUGCUCUGCCUGCAGCAGGCCUCCAAGCUGCGUGACCGCGACUGGCUGACCGACCUCUUCCAGCAGAGCAGAGUCAGCAUGCUGAAGAUGCUGCCUGAGAUGGACCAGAAUAAGGACCGCAUGCUGGAGCUUCUGGAGGGGAAGGGGCUGAGCUUCCUGUUCCCCCUGCUGAAGCUGGAGAAGGAGCUGCUGAAGCAGAUCAAGGCAGACCCUUCCCCGCAGUCCAUCUACAAGUGGAUCAAAGACAACAUCUCGCCCAAGCUGCACACGGACAAGGGUUUUGUCAACAUCCUGAUGACCAGCUUCCUGCAGUACAUCUCCCAUGAGCUGUGCAUGGCCGAGGGCGACGAGCAGCUGUCCGCUCCCUCCAAAGAUCAGCUGGACCAGGAGAGGCAGCUGCUGCUGUCCUUCAAGCCGGUGAUGCAGAAGUUCCUGCACGAGCACGUGGACCUGCAGGUCGCUGCGCUGUACGCCCUGCAGGUCCACUGCAACGCCAACGGCUUCCCCAAAGGCAUGUUACUGCGCUACUUCGUCAGCUUCUAUGACCUGGAGAUCAUUGAAGAGGAAGCCUUCCUUGCAUGGAAAGAGGACAUUACCCAAGAGUUUCCUGGAAAAGGAAAAGCAUUAUUCCAGGUGAACCAGUGGCUUACCUGGCUGGAAACCGCUGAGGAAGAGGAGUCUGAGGAUGAAGCUGACUGAGCCAAAGCCUUACAGUGCAGAGAAACUAUGGAUCUGUUACUUUCACUUCCUCCUGUCCCACUUGUUACCCCAUUUUUUCUUUCUACCUUAUACAUGCACCUAUUCAACCACUGCGAGAAUUAAUUCCACUGUAGUUUUCGCAAUGUGAUGCAGAGGCAUGUUUUUUUCCAGCUUUAGUUUUUUAACGUAAGGUCUUAAAGGCAUCCUGGUGUACCGUGUGUAGAUGAGAUAUUGCCAGCAUUAGGUCGCCCUGGUUUGCCAAUUACUGAUGGACCAGAGAGCCCAUCCCUAAACCCUGCGUUGCGUACGCUUUGAGUUAACCAAUCGCAACACUGUAGGAAUGCACUUUGCCUGGCGUCACUCGAGUCGUUGCAAUAUUCAUUCAUACUUUGAUUGUUACAAAGAAUCCUAAACUGUAAUCAUUGGUUUGCUGCCGUAACGUUCGAAUAGUUCUUGCCUGUGUUUCUACCUCCUAGUGCUGGGGCUUGUCAUGGACUUGGCGGUCCCGUUAAAUGAAAGCCCUAGAUUAGCAUGGGCAAGUGCACAAGUCAUUAAUAAAAACCUGGUUUACUUGCACAGAAUGACCUGAUUGUGAGAUUUCAGAUUAAGACCUUUAUAAGUGCUUGUGGAUGUGUGGAUCAUAAGAAAACGGAAAUUAAGCCUUUUAAUUUAUGGCCUCCUGUCCCCUCUUCCCCGUCUUUCACUCAUUUUGUGAUACUUGAAUUAUUUUUUUCCCCUUCCACCAUGUUCAGGGACUAAACUUGGCCUGUUUGGAUGCAACAUCUUUUGAUUGAACAAGAACAUGUAAGAAGUGAAUUUUUAACCUGUUUUAAUUCGGUAAUAAAAGUUAACACACGAAACUGAA
Molecule: messenger RNA, 3718 nt
Organism: Anguilla rostrata (American eel)
Lineage: Eukaryota; Metazoa; Chordata; Actinopteri; Anguilliformes; Anguillidae
Product: eukaryotic translation initiation factor 4 gamma 2-like
Exons: 21
Coding region: 1-2853 (950 amino acids)
Cellular component (GO): eukaryotic translation initiation factor 4F complex
Molecular function (GO): protein binding; translation initiation factor activity; mRNA binding
Source: RefSeq, a predicted model, not a curated record